CGUGUAGCUCGACUUCAUAGCAUGGCAGACAGCGUGGAAGAGUAUCGAGCGGCCUUGCAGGACUGUCCCCCCGGGCAUCCUGAUCGAUCCAUGACUUUCAACAAUCUCGCCAUCAGCCUUCGAAACAGAUUCCUGCAGCAAGGCGACCCGGCUGACCUUGAUGAGGCCAUUGAGCUCCUUCGCGCUGCACUACUCCUCCGUCACCCCGGUCAUCCUGAUCGAUCCAUGUUUCUCAAUAAUCUUGCCAUCAGCCUUCGAAACAGAUUCCAGCAGCGGGGCGUCUCGUCCGAGUCUGACCUUGAUGAAGCCAUCGAGCUUCAUCGGGCUGCAUUGCUCCUUUAUCCCCCCGGUCAUUCUGAUAGAAUCAUGUCUCUCAGCAAUCUUGCUAACACCCUUCGGGACAGAUUCCAGCAGCGAAGUGUCCUGUCUGACCUCGUUGAGACCACUGAGCUCUAUCGGGCCGCACUAUCCCUCCGUCCCCCCGGUCAUCCCGAUCGGUUCAAAUAUCUCAACAAUCUCGCCAUCAGCCUUCAAGACUUAUUCCAGCAAGGGGGCGUCCAGUCUGACCUUGAUGAGGCCAUUGAGCUCCAUCAGACUGCACUAUCCCUCUGUUCCCUUGGUGAUCCUAACCGGUCCAUGUCUCUCAACAAUCUUGCUCUUGGCUUUCGAACCAGAUUCGAGCAGCGGGGCAUCCCGUCUGACCUCGAUGAGACCAUCGAACUCCAGAAGGCUGCACUACUCCUCCGUCCCCCUGGUAAUUCUCAUCGAUCCAUGUCUCUCGACAAUCUUGCAAACAGCCUCCGAGACAGAUUCAUGCAGCGGGGCGUCCCGUCUGACCUUGAUGAGGCUAUAAAGCUCCAUCGUGCUGCACUAUCCCUCCGCCCCCCUGGUGAUUUGGAUCGAUCCAAAUCUCUCAACAAUCUUGCCAUCUGCCUUCGAGACAGAUCCCAUCAUCGGGGCGUCCCGUCCGACCUUGAUGAAGCCAUUGAGCUUCAUCAGGCUGCAUUACUCCUCCGUCCCACUGGUCAUCCUCUUCGAUCCACUUCUCUCAACAAUCUUGCAGUCAGUUUUCGAGACAGAUUCCAGAAGCGAUGUGUCCUAUCUGACCUCGAUGAGACCAUUGAACUCCAUCGGGCCAUAUUAUCCCUCCGUCCUCCUGGUCAUUAUGAUCGAUCCACAUCUCUUAACAAUCUUGCCAUGAGCCUUCGAGACAGAUUCCAUCAUCGGGGCGUCCCGUCUGACCUUGAUGAAGUCAUUGAGCUAAAUUUGGAAGCAUUAUUCCUCCGUCCCCCUGGUCAUUCUGAACGAUCCAUGUCUCUCAACAAUCUCGCCAUCAGCCUUGGAGACAGAUUCCAUAAGCGGGGUAUCCCGUCUGAUCUUGAUGAGGCCAUCGAGCACCAUCGGGCUGCGCUAUGUAACCGUCACCCCGGUCAUCCUGAUCGAUAUAUGUCUCUCAAUAACCUUGCCAUCAACCUUCGAGACAGAUUUCAGCAGCGGGGCGCCCUGUCUGAAUCUGACCUUGAUGAAGCCAUUGAACUACAUCGGGCUGCAUUGCUCCUUUAUCCCCCCGGUCAUUCUGAUCGAUCCACAUCUCUCAACAAUCUUGCCAUGAGCCUUCAAGACAGAUUCCCUCAUUCGGGCAUCCCGUCUGACCUUGAUGAGGCCAUUGAGCUUCAUCGGACUGCACUAUCCCUCCAUCCCCCUGGUCAUUAUCAUCGAUCUACGUCUCUCGACAAACUUGCCAUCGGCCUUCGAGACAGAUUCAAGCAGCGAGGUGUUCAGUCUGACCUGGAUGAAGCAUUUAAACUGCAUUUGAAACUGUCCUACCUGACUCAUGCAGCCUCUCGUGAAGAUCUUAAUGCUGCUAAGUCAUGGGCCACAUCUGCCGAGGAAAUGAACCAUGGCUCUGCAUUGGUUGCCUAUAAAACCGCUUUACAGUUCCUAGAUCAGCAUGUUGCUCUUUUGCCGUCUCCUUCACGCAAUUUUGAUGUCGUCAGGGAGGCGAUUUCUUCCCUUGCGUCGGAUGCUUUCUCGUGCGGUCUUCGUCGCGGUGCUUUGACGACUGCUGUGGAACUGGUGGAGCAAGGCCGUGCAAUGUUUUGGACCCAGUUGGCACGCUUCCGCACACCACUCGAUGAACUUUCCACCUCAGGUGCAGCCGGCGAAGCUUUAGCAGCAGAAUUCAUACAGCUCGGCGCUCUCCUCCGUAAUACGUUUGAUGAAUCCACUGAAGACAAGUCCUCACAAAUCCGGCAACCGGCCGUGCAAUGGGAUGAUGUCGUCUUCCGCAUCCGCAUGUGUCCUGAUUUUUCACGGUUUCUCCUGCCCCCACUGUUUUCUGACCUUCAGAAAGCGGCUGCAGGAGGUCCAGUCAUCAUCGUCAAUGCUAGUCGGUACGGUUGCGACGCUUUGAUUAUCCUCAGUGCCCAAGAUCCCGUCCAUGUCCCACUCGAUAUCGCACAAGCCGAAGUCUCCGAGUUGUCCUCCGAAUUUCAGUCACUCGCGAAGCGUUUUGGUACUUCAGAUCAUCGCCUGGAAUUACUCAAUAUUGUAGGUAUCCUGCGCAAGCUCUGGUUUCGUAUCGUGAGCCCCAUAGUUGAAGCUCUCAAGAAGUUCAUUCAACUUGAAUCUGACUCACGCAUCUGGUGGUGUCCCACCGCUGAGUUCACGCUACUUCCUCUACAUGCCGCAGGGCCCUACGCGAUAAAGAGCCAAAAUUUGUCACAGAUCUGCAUUUCCUCUUAUACCCCAACUUUGGCGACACUCGUUCGGGCGAGACAGCGGGCUCCUCGAGAUGCGUUUGAGCAACACUUUGUUGCCAUUGGUCAAGGAAACCCGGACAGAGGGAAGGAACUCCGAUGUGUCGCUCCCGAGUUAGCCGCUGUAGCUCAGCGUCUCUCGCCUGUCACGUCCUUCACAUCACUCCAGGAUACCGAUGCAACAGUCCAGGGUGCAUUCGAUGCAUUACAUCAUAAUCAGUGGCUCCAUCUAGCCUGUCAUGGAAUGCCAAAUCGACAGCAGCCAUUCGAGUCUUCCUUCGCAAUGCGCGACGGGCCGUUAAUGAUCAAGAAUAUCAUUCGGUCUGACUGGCAGAAUUCGGAGUUUGCAUUCUUAUCGGCUUGCCACACUACCGUGGGCGAUGAGAAGAGUCCCGACGAGUCGAUCCAUCUCGCUGCGGCGAUGCAAUUUUCUGGAUUUCGCAGUGUGAUAGGUUCUAUGUGGUCUGUCGACGACGGGGUUGCACAUCAGGUCGUGUCUGCGUUUUAUAACAACCUGGUCGAUGGUUCAGGGACAUUGGACUGCACACGCGCUGCUAUGGCGUUGCACGAGGCUGUGAAGUCGUUGCGCAAGAAGAUUCCACUGGAACAGCAGAUCGUAUUUGUCCACAUAGGUAUCUAGUUAGAGACUCGAACAUUUUCUGUAGUAAUUUUGUUUGAUUGCUGUCUCACUCUCCUGCCACAUAGCUUAAUUAACCUGCUCGUC
Molecule: messenger RNA, 3483 nt
Organism: Suillus clintonianus
Lineage: Eukaryota; Fungi; Basidiomycota; Agaricomycetes; Boletales; Suillaceae
Product: TPR-like protein
Exons: 1
Coding region: 22-3399 (1125 amino acids)
Molecular function (GO): protein binding
Source: RefSeq, a predicted model, not a curated record